GACUGUGAUGUUAUGAGCUACAUCAGAGAGACAUGUGGUUGUUGUGACUGUGAGAAGAGAUGCGGGGCGCUGGACAURGUGUUUGUGAUUGACAGCUCAGAGUCAGUGGGCCUGACCAACUUCACCCUGGAGAAGAACUUUGUCAUCAACACCAUCAACAGACUGGGYUCCAUGGCAACACACCCACAUUCAGAGACAGGAACCAGGGUUGGUGUUGUGCAGUACAGUCACAACGGGACCUUCGAGGCCAUCCGACUUAAUGACUCCAACAUAGACUCCAUCUCUGCCUUCAAGGUGGCUGUGAAGAACCUCCAGUGGAUAGCCGGGGGCACUUGGACACCCUCCGCUCUGAAGUUUGCCUACGACCACCUGAUCAGGGACAGCCGGCGGACCAGAGCCAAGGUGUCGGUCGUGGUCAUCACGGACGGACGCUUCGACCCGCGGGAUGAUGACUCUCUGCUGACCUACCUCUGCAACGACCCCAGCGUGGACGUGAACGCCAUCGGGGUCGGGGACAUGUUCGGCCGGGAAGGACAGCACGAGAGCCUGGAGUCCAUCGCAUGCCAGAGGCAUGAUCGCGUGACGGGGAUGACACGUUUCGCUGACCUGGUGGCGGAUAACUUUAUAGACAGGAUGGAGUCCGUGCUCUGCCCCGAGCCCAUCAUUGUUUGCCCUGACUUGCCCUGCGUAACAGAACCAGAGGUGGCACAGUGUAUUGACAGACCUGUAGAUCUGGUGUUCCUUCUGGACGGUUCUGAGCGUCUCGGUCAUGAGAACUUCAACCAAGUCCGUGACUUCGUCCAGCACUUGGCGAACCACCUGACGCUGGCGCACAACAAGAACGACGGCCAGGGAGCCCGCAUGGCGCUGCUGCAGUACGGAGGAGAAGAUGAGCAUCACCUGGCCUUUCAUAUGACCCACGACCUUCCGUCCAUCCUAGAGGGUCUGGCCAGUAUGGACUAUCAUGACAUGUCUUCUUCUACGGUGGGGGCGGCCAUCUCACACACCGUAGACCACGUCCUGACGCGGCUCAACGCCCGCCAGACCAGACGCCACGCCGAGCUCAACUUCGUCUUCAUCACUGACGGCGUCACCGGGAGGAAGGGGCUGGAGGAGGGGGUCGACGCCAUGCGAAACAACCAGGCAGUCUCCACGGUGAUCGCCAUGGGGACCGACGUGGAACAGGAAGUGUUGGAGAAGCUGGCCUUAAAGGACCAGUACGCCAUCUUUAAAGGAACAGACUUCUCUGAGCUCAACAAGCACAGCUUCCUAGAUCGGUUCCUUCAGUGGGUCUGUUAGAGGGGAAAUUUUGAUUUGGACUGUCACGUUUAUGGAUUUCACCGUUUUAAAAGGAUUGAGGUCAAGUUAAUGUUGAUAAUUAAUGGAUUAGGGUUAGUUUGAGGGUCAGGGUGUAAAGGGUUGUUUUAAAGAUUAGUGUAAAGGUUGUUUAAGGAUUAGUAUAAGGGUGUACACUUCCCUCAUUGAGAUCAUCCAUGUCUGCAUUGAUUUACCAUCAAGUGAAAGCUCAAGCAUAAGCAAUAGUCAAUACAAGAUCAGUCACAGGGCUGUUUGUUUGUGUUUCAAUGGAUUUUGCUAAAUAUUGUAUUAAUUACGUACAAACUGGAUAUGUUUUAUAAGAAUUCAUUAAAGAAUUGUAAGUACUGUUCAGCAAACAUACCCAUUUAGA
Salvelinus sp. IW2-2015 is the source of this 1687-nucleotide messenger RNA. Its product is annotated as collagen alpha-2(VI) chain. The record is from RefSeq and is a predicted model, not a curated record. Lineage: Eukaryota; Metazoa; Chordata; Actinopteri; Salmoniformes; Salmonidae.